Molecule: messenger RNA, 3601 nt
Organism: Haliotis rubra (blacklip abalone)
Lineage: Eukaryota; Metazoa; Mollusca; Gastropoda; Lepetellida; Haliotidae
Product: location of vulva defective 1-like
Exons: 8
Coding region: 155-1987 (610 amino acids)
Source: RefSeq, a predicted model, not a curated record
CUGACCUAGCAGGAUGUUUUGUUAGCCCGUAGGGGUUGUGUUUGUCGUGUCACAUGAAGAGGACAAUUCCCCAUAUUACACGGACGGCAGUUUAAGAUUGUUUUGCGCACAGUAUUUAAAUUAGAAACCAAUAUAAGAACCACCAUCUAUCAGCAUGGCAUGUAGAGACUGGUUGUUGUUAGUGGGAUCUUGUUGUCUGAUCCUUGCUGCACAGGUGAAUACUCAAACAACAGCAAUAUCUUCAACAACACCACGUGCAACAACAUCAGAGUCACAAGGAGCAUCAGAGAAACCAACCACACCAGGAAAUACGUCGUCUACAAAACCAACCACACCAGGAGAUACGUCGUCUACAAUUCAGUCCACUACAACACAAGCAGCAGCAUCACCACCAACAGCAUCACAAGCAACACCAGCAACAACACCAGCAUCAACACCAGCAUCAACACCAGCAUCAACACCAGCAUCACCAGCAACACCAGCAUCAACACCAGCAUCAACACCAGCAUCACCAGCAACACCAACAUCAACAACAGCAUCAACAGCAACAACACCAGCAUCAACAGCAACACCAGCAUCACCAGCAUCAACAACAGCAUCAACAGCAACAACACCAGCAUCAACAGCAACAACAGCAUCAACAACAACACCACCAGCAACAACACCAUCUCAAAGUUCCACAAAAUUGACACCCACUACCAAUGGCUCCAGCAUCUCACCAAAUGACACUAAUAGCACUGAGGUCACACCACAAACAUCUUCAAAUCCUUCCCCUGUCACAGUCCCUGAAGCAACUACUCCUUCCUCCACGGUUGCCACAGUGUCACAAGGCAGUACAGGAGCACAAUCUGCUUCAAAGCCAUCAACAACUACUGUUUCCCAUGCAUCAUCUACUGUUUUGCCGAAGACGCCAAAUCUGGUGAUAAAUGAGUUUUCCUACAACGACCUCUUCUCCAAUGGUAGCUCCUUUUAUAUAGAAGUUAAAAGUGUGGAUGGCGAAGCUGCUCCAAAAAUGGUGGUCAUGGUGUCUGAUCUGAAAAUGACCUGUAUUGCUGUAGUCCAGAUAGAUUCUGUUGCUUGGAAGGACAACCUGGCGUAUAAAACAGCAACUCUGACACCAGCAAACAGAAGAUCAGUGAUAGUGUCCCUCUACACUGCCGUCAACUGGACAAGCUGCACUGAUGUCAAGAUCGCCGAUGCUGCUGCAGUAGACGCUACCAUUGUCAGCCAAGACCCAGUCACGACAAUUAAUUCAAGCAUACCAUUUGUGCCUGACUAUUUGUCAAGAAUACUCAUUGCCGCGGUCAACAAAAGCAGCACAGGGCAAGUCGGUGUUUCUGUUGUCCGUUGUGAUGACACACACCUGGACCCGGGCUCAUUCAUCAUAGCUUCCUCCACAUUCAACCAAUCAAACAACUGUGACCUUGACCCUGCAACUACACUCAAGACAAUCACCUUGAACUACACAGCCUGCAACACGUGGAAGAGUGAUACCACCAGGAAGCUGAUCAAUUACUUUGUUGAAAAAGUUGGCAAGAAAUUUCAGUGUGGCUUCUCUCCUGUAUAUGUACAAAAUGCUACGAUUAACUGCACAAAGGGGACCACCAUGCAGUGGUACAUCCCUGGGAAGUUUGAGACACAGUAUGACAAUGUUGUCAAUGAUACGACCUGCAUGAACAACGUAACACUGGGGGAGCUGUGUCUUGUUAGCGCAUGUCGUAACUGCAUCAUCGCAACAAAGACUUCCCCGAAGAAAGGUGACAUAAGUGUGACAGUUGGUGUUGUGAUUGCCUGCAUCGUUAUCUUCCUCGUCAUCGUUGCCAUAGUGAUCUUGUACAUCCGCAAGAAGCGCCGAGGAAUAUUGCAAUUCCGUAUGACCAGACUGGACGAUGACGACGAUGACCUGAUAAUGUCUAAUGACACCGAUGACUUUGUAGGUGGUCAGGAAGCUAGCUUCAGUAACUCCAGCUACACCCGAUUCAAGUAACCACAAACCUCACGUGUAUGUCCUAGAACACUGCCCCGGUCAUGUGCAGUCAAGGGAGAUAAAUUGACUGACAGUGUCGAAUUGUGUGACAUGAAGUUACCAUCUCACUUGAAUACGUGAACCAAUUCCUUUUUAGCAAACACCAAGCCUUCUUUUGGUGAUUUUAGCAGUAAAUGAGUGCUUGAAUGAAUGUUCGGAUGGUCAUUUUGUACACUUGUAAGUUUGUUGUAGCAGAACAAUUGUUUUCGUGUUCAGAAUAUUGAUGUUUAGCAAAUUGAUGGGAUAUUUUAUGCACGAGAGGAUUAUGAUAGUUCUCAUAUCAUAAUUGAAUAAAGUGCACACAAACUACUUAUUCUACUUAAAAUGGUGUGUAAUGUAUGAAUAUUGAAAUUUUUCAAUAUGUUUCUAUGAUUCUAUGAAACUACUUAAAACUGUGAUUGACAUAUGUUCUAGUGCUUUUUGCUAUGUUAUUUUCUGAUUCUCACAAACCAACUCUAGUUAAAACUGUAACAUUUAAUUUGUAGUAUUUUUAAGUAUGUUUCUCUUGUUCUCAUAAACCAGAACUACUUAAAGUGUGAUCAAGUUUUAUAUUUAAGAGCCUUGUAGCCGUCUCUCUGUUUAGAGGCUUUGAUAUUAAAUUUAUUGUGUUUUUCAGUGAGAUGGUUGUGUAUUCAGAGCAUGGAAUCCUUACCAUAACACCAAUGCUUACAGGCAGUUGUUUCACCAACUCAACAUAUAGAUCAUAAACUUUGAGAUUUUCAAGACCAGAAAGAUUUUUAUUGGGCAGUGGAAAAUCUCUGCAAUGUGUCUCAUUGGUUUGUUUAUGACUCACCUGCCCAAUGAAUGCCUGGCAUUGAUAGCAUGGAUUUUAGGAGAUGUGGUUUGUAGAAACUACAAUCCGUCCAUCUGGUAAUCUGUGUGGUCAUCUGUAUGUGUAGGGCUGAAGCCAAUCUAUGAAUAUGAUACAUAUCAUAAAUAUGGGGUAAUAGAUUUGAAUUUAGGGGAACGAAUACUAUAACAAGUUAGCAGUCGAUGUGUUAUUCAUUAUACUAAUGAAACAAUAGCAAAAUACAUUCUUUGACUUGUUUUGACCAUGUUAAUUCAUCACAACAAUGAAGAGUGACGACAUAAGUGUCAAAUUAAACAUACAAGUGUCAACAAUUAUCCUGCUGGCUUGGAUAUAUUCCAAUUUACAUUUUUUGUUGUGAUAAAAGAAACACACUUAAGUAAUCAUGAAUAUUUUAUUCUAGUGAUCGUGAAUAACGAAUUGAAUUCAUGAAGGUAUAUGGAUCAAUUCACCAAAUAUGCGAGUGAAUUGUAAAUGCAAUACUGUAUGUGUAUGGCUAUUUAGAGCAUUUUGGGAUAUAUUUGCAGAAAAUUAAACAUUUUGAAAAUUAAAAUAAUGAUCUAGUGAGAUAUGCACUGUUUAAAAAAUUUCCUGAAAACUACAGUUGAAUAUGUGCAUGGCUCCUUUGUCAUUACACUUUUGUUGGUUGUAUUUGUUUUCACUUAUUUUGAUGUUAUUGAAGCUUUUACGAACUGUUUAGGCCAGACCCAUUUUAUUUUUUGUUUUACGGAUCUGUCUGUCAUAUUUUUUCAAGAAUAAGAAAGAAA